This is a messenger RNA of Pseudomassariella vexata, 1233 nucleotides long. Its product is annotated as monooxygenase. Gene Ontology annotation, molecular function: FAD binding. The transcript is spliced from 2 exons. Lineage: Eukaryota; Fungi; Ascomycota; Sordariomycetes; Amphisphaeriales; Pseudomassariaceae. Bases 1 to 1233 code for a protein of 410 amino acids. The record is from RefSeq and is a predicted model, not a curated record.
AUGAAAGUUCUCAUCAACGGCGGCGGCAUCGGCGGCCCCGCCCUAGCCACCCUCCUCCUCCGCUCCAACCCUCACCACGAUAUCCUCAUCGUGGAGCGCUCGCCCUCGCUCCGCGACGGCGGACAGCAGAUCGACCUGCGCGCCCAGGGCAUUUCCAUCAUGCGCAAAUUGGGGCUCUUGGAACCCAUCAAAGCCGUCUGCGUGGCCGAGAGCGGCAUGGCGUUUAUGGACUCGGCGGGCAGACAGAAGGCCGUAUUUGGCGUUAAUAAUUCGGGCAAGGGCCAGCAGGGGUUCACGAGCGAGUAUGAGAUUAUGCGGGGGGACUUUGUGCAUGUGCUUUAUGAAGCGAGAGGAAAGGGGGUCAGGUAUGAAUUUGGGAAGUAUGCCCAGGGAAUUGAGCAGGAGGGCGAUGGGGUCACGGUGACGUUUUCGGAUGGGAAGACGGAGAAAUUCGAUAUGGUUGUCGGGGCGGAUGGACAGGGGUCGCGCACACGGCGCAUGUUGUUCGGCGCCAAGGCGGGAGAGGCGGCGUUCCACCCCCUGGGGCCUUAUUAUGCCUUCUACAGCAUACCCCGGGAAAAGACGGACGACGCCACGGCGCGGAUUUAUCACAUUCCCGGUUCGCGGAUCGCUUUUCUGCGAUCGGGCAAUAGACGGGUUACGCAAGCUAUAUUGGCCUUCAUGGGAGACGACCUGGAGCUGGAAGAGUCGAUGAAAAAAGGCGUGGAUGCGCAGAAGGAAACAUGGUUGAGGAUAUUCAACGACGUCGAGAGUUUCGACAAGGAGCGCAUGCUGAGGGGACUCAAAGAAACGGACGAUUUCUACGUGACCAAGAUUGGCCAGGUUAAAAUGGACAGCUGGUCCAAAGGUAGGGUCGUUCUAUUGGGAGACGCGGGAUACUGUCCAAGCGCCGUGACGGGUAUGGGCACCACGGCCGCGCUGACGGGGUCGUAUGUUCUCGCGGGCGAGUUGGCAAGACACGGGAGCGAUGUCGAGGCGGCGCUCAAGGGAUAUGAUAGGGUGAUGCGGCCGUUUGUGCAGGAGUGGCAGAAGUUGAUGCCUGGUUUCCCUCGGUUGGCCCACAUGCAGACAGCAUGGGGCAUUCGGGUCUUGCAUAUUGUGAUGGCACUUAUAGCUUGGUUGGGGAUUGAUAGGUUGCUGAAUCAGUUGUUGCCCGAGAACAAGGGGGGACUUGUAGUUCCUGAGUACCCGGAGUUGAAGUUGGAUUCCUGA